Molecule: messenger RNA, 1800 nt
Organism: Closterium sp. Naga37s-1
Lineage: Eukaryota; Viridiplantae; Streptophyta; Zygnematophyceae; Desmidiales; Closteriaceae
Source: the annotation of a GenBank genome assembly
AUGCAUCCCUUCUUUCAUGCAUCCCUUCUUUCAUGCAUCCCUUCUUUCAUGCAUCCCUUCUUUCAUGCAUCCCUUCUUUCAUGCAUCCCUUCUUUCAUGCAUCCCUUCUUUCAUGCAUCCCUUCUUUCAUGCAUCCCUUCUUUCAUGCAUCCCUUCUUUCAUGCAUCCCUUCUUUCAUGCAUCCCUUCUUUCAUGCAUCCCUUCUUUCAUGCAUCCCUUCUUUCAUGCAUCCCUUCUUUCAUGCAUCCCUUCUUUCAUGCAUCCCUUCUUUCAUGCAUCCCUUCUUUCAUGCAUCCCUUCUUUCAUGCAUCCCUUCUUUCAUGCAUCCCUUCUUUCAUGCAUCCCUUCUUUCAUGCAUCCCUUCUUUCAUGCAUCCCUUCUUCCAUGCAUCCCUUCUUCAUGCAUCCCUUCUUUCAUGCAUCCCUUCUUUCAUGCAUCCCUUCUUUCAUGCAUCCCUUCUUUCAUGCAUCCCUUCUUUCAUGCAUCCCUUCUUUCAUGCAUCCCUUCUUUCAUGCAUCCCUUCUUUCAUGCAUCCCUUCUUUCAUGCAUCCCUUCUUUCAUGCAUCCCUUCUUUCAUGCAUCCCUUCUUUCAUGCAUCCCUUCUUUCAUGCAUCCCUUCUUUCAUGCAUCCCUUCUUUCAUGCAUCCCUUCUUUCAUGCAUCCCUUCUUUCAUGCAUCCCUUCUUUCAUGCAUCCCUUCUUUCAUGCAUCCCUUCUUUCAUGCAUCCCUUCUUUCAUGCAUCCCUUCUUUCAUGCAUCCCUUCUUUCGUGCAUCCCUUCUUUCGUGCAUCCCUUCUUUCGUGCAUCCCUUCUUUCGUGCAUCCCUUCUUUCGUGCAUCCCUUCUUUCGUGCAUCCCUUCUUUCGUGCAUCCCUUCUUUCGUGCAUCCCUUCUUUCAUGCAUCCCUUCUUUCGUGCAUCCCUUCUUUCGUGCAUCCCUUCUUUCAUGCAUCCCUUCUUUCAUGCAUCCCUUCUUUCAUGCAUCCCUUCUUUCAUGCAUCCCUUCUUUCAUGCAUCCCUUCUUUCAUGCAUCCCUUCUUUCAUGCAUCCCUUCUUUCAUGCAUCCCUUCUUUCAUGCAUCCCUUCUUUCAUGCAUCCCUUCUUUCAUGCAUCCCUUCUUUCAUGCAUCCCUUCUUUCAUGCAUCCCUUCUUUCAUGCAUCCCUUCUUUCAUGCAUCCCUUCUUUCAUGCAUCCCUUCUUUCAUGCAUCCCUUCUUUCAUGCAUCCCUUCUUUCGUGCAUCCCUUCUUUCGUGCAUCCCUUCUUUCGUGCAUCCCUUCUUUCGUGCAUCCCUUCUUUCGUGCAUCCCUUCUUUCGUGCAUCCCUUCUUUCGUGCAUCCCUUCUUUCGUGCAUCCCUUCUUUCGUGCAUCCCUUCUUUCAUGCAUCCCUUCUUUCAUGCAUCCCUUCUUUCAUGCAUCCCUUCUUUCAUGCAUCCCUUCUUUCAUGCAUCCCUUCUUUCAUGCAUCCCUUCUUGCAUGCAUCCCUUCUUUCAUGCAUCCCUUCUUUCAUGCAUCCCUUCUUUCAUGCAUCCCUUCUUUCAUGCAUCCCUUCUUUCAUGCAUCCCUUCUUUCAUGCAUCCCUUCUUUCAUGCAUCCCUUCUUUCAUGCAUCCCUUCUUUCAUGCAUCCCUUCUUUCAUGCAUCCCUUCUUUCAUGCAUCCCUUCUUUCAUGCAUCCCUCCUUACACUCCCGUUCCGCUGGCCCAUGGUGAGCAGAGCAUGCAGACAGGGGGGGUGGGAAGAGGGGGAGUGGCAUGGCACGAGGGGAAGUGGCGGGACGGGGAGUGGCCGGAGGGGGGGGGAGUAA